GUGAGAAGGACUGAAGUGCAGCACUUGUUGGUGAGAAGGACUGAAGAGCAGCACUUGUUGGUGAGAAGGAGUGAAGAGCAGCACUUGUUGAGAGGAAGGUGUGGUGAAGGUCUCCUCUUAUCCCAUUAGAGGGUUAAGUCUACUUUUGGCUCUUGCCAAGAAAGAUGAAGAAGAUUAAGUCCUGGCUCAGUCAGUCCUCUUCCGUCUCUCCUGAGAAAUGAGAAAUGGGCGCCCACGGCUCCAACCUGGAAGACAUCCUGGAGGAGGACAUGCACCACUGGUACACCAAGUUCAUGAAGGAGUCUCCCUCGGGACUCAUCACUCUCUUUGAGCUCAAGACCAUGCUGGACAUGAGCGGCAUGACGCAGGAGGCCAGCGGCUACGUGGACCAGGUCUUCUUCACCUUCGACAUGGACGGGGACGGCUACAUCGACUUUGUGGAGUACAUCGCCGCCAUCAGUCUCCUGCUCAAAGGAGAAGUCAACCAGAAGCUCAAGUGGUACUUCAAGCUCUUUGACCAGGACGGCAACGGCAAAAUAGACAAGGACGAGAUGGAGACCAUCUUUAAGGCCAUACAAGACAUCACCAGGACCUACGACGUUCCUCCUGAACAAAUCGUCACGCUCAUAUACGAAAAGAUCGACAUCAACGAAGAAGGAGAGUUGACCUUGGAGGAGUUCAUCAGCGGUGCCAGGCAGCACGCUGACAUCAUGGAGAUGCUCACCAAGAUGAUGGACCUCACCCACGUGCUGGAGAUCAUCAUCAUGGGACAGCAGAAGCACAGCUUGGACACAAAGUGACACACCUUCUGUCGCAGGACGGACACGUCGCCAAGACGCCGUCCAAACUUUCUGGCUGGCGGUCUUGUGGAGCUUCUUCGGCCACAAGAUGUUAUGGAACCAAAAGACGCGUUGAAGAUGGCAGGUCUUCCAAAGUCUCCUGGAUGGCGUUGCUACACUUCAGUAUUGACAUCAUGUGUUUAUAACCUGAUGAUUUGACACAAGAUGACAGAAGUAGUUUGCUGUAUUUGGGGUGACCAUAUCAAUGUACUGUAUGUUGAUCUUCUAAUGAAGUGUCCGCUGCUUAGCGUCUUUCUCCAAUGUGUUGCCUUAAAUUGUCACACUUGCUCAAUAUACUGAGUGUUGAUUCAACCUUGCAUUAGACACAUUUCACAGAAUUGCCGCAUAGCCAAGAAUAUCUUACUUCAAUCUAACGUGAACAUUACCGACUGAUGUCGGGACGUCCGAGGCAACGCGAACGCGACGUUGAUCACGUGACGCAAAGAGAGCCAAUCAGCAGCGAGAUAAUUGAGGCAAGGCGGAAGCAUCAACAAUGGCGGCGAAAACUAACAGCGGGAAGUUGAAAUUGAAGCCGACUUCAGAAAAGUGACCACAAUGUGCUAAACAUGUUCAUACAUGAUCAGUUGUAUAAGUCUUGGACUCUACAAAAAACAACGAGGAGAAGAGUUGGCAGAUGAAAUCACCUUCGUAAUGGAGUUAGCAGGUAAGCUAACAGCUGAUCUUUUCCUAAUACCCCGGAUGUUUGGAUGAUCGCGCGACAAGGCUGCCCCUCACAGGUCAG
Molecule: messenger RNA, 1581 nt
Organism: Nerophis lumbriciformis (worm pipefish)
Lineage: Eukaryota; Metazoa; Chordata; Actinopteri; Syngnathiformes; Syngnathidae
Source: RefSeq, a predicted model, not a curated record